AUGAAUCGUGACUGUCACGCUGUUGGGGGAGGUCUAUCUAAACUGAAGGGACAGACAUGGAAGCUGUUCAUAGACAGGACCGCAAAUGGGUCACCCACGUUCGAUGCCGAGUACGAUGAUGAAGGAAUGUUUGAACCGAAUAGUGAGCAACAUAUACAUGUCAAAACGUACGGCGGUGUUUCGGGACAAAACAACUUGGCAGUGUACGGCGGUACGAAACAGGUCGCUUCAUCAGAAUCUUCGACCGAUCGAACGUUGAUGCCUAACCGCUCACGGGGGAGUGUGAUGCGCCUUGAUAAAGCCGACAUGGGCCUGUACGGUAUCUGCCCAGAGACAGACCCGUUCUAUGCGGUGAUUUGUGAUAUCUGUAACAGUGUGGUGAAACCGCAGGGAUUGCAAAAGCACAUGACGAACAGGCACCAUUCGUUGAUCAAUCACACAGCCAAACUGAACGCCAAUGGAAACAACAGUGCCAGCACGACUUUGGCCACCAUCGGAGGAAACAGCAAGGGCAGUAAUAGCUCACUAGCGGAGCAACAACACCUAAGCAACAGCUAUGCAUCGACAGAAAAGACUGAAGGCAUGAUACGCGCCGGUACAAACAGUGAGGUUUCAUCGGUUGCCCGUUCGGACGGUAAAACGAUAUCGAGUUUCUAUGGUACACAGAAUGAUGAUGUACCACUGCUAGAACCGUCCGUCAGCACAGUACCACCGGUAAAGAUACGCUCUACGGGUAGUGGAAAAGUUAAGAGUAAAACGGCAAAGAAUAUUUCCACACACGCCGCUGGAAAUACUUCAUCGUCAUCCUCUUCCUCCAAAUCAUCUUCCGGAUAUGGCAGCAACAAUAGUUCGCUUUCGUCAUCGUUCUCGAAAGCAUCCAUAUCGACAUCGAGUCAUACCGUGGCAGAAAGCAACGGUGCAGGUGCUGUGGCUGAGUUUGGACGUGAAUUCCCUGCCGGUGUUGCGAUCGGUAGCAGCGGGGUACCCUUAGUCCUGAUGAGCAACUGUUCAGGCGUGCUGGAGAAGAAAGCAACUUUUGCUAUCGGCAAUUCGAACGCACCUGGCGACGCUUCGUCAAGCUCCGGUGCGAAUCAGUCAGUGAAAUCGUCUUCGAAACGUGGUUCGAAGCAAGCUUCCUCUUCCUCAUCCAGUUCCUCACCAUCGUCCUCUUCAUCGUCUUCAUCCUCAUCGUCAUCAUCGUCCUCUUCUUCCUCGUCAUCAUCUAGCAGUAGCAGCAGUAGCAGUAGUAGCAGCAGCAGUUCUGGCAACAUAACGCAACAGUUGAAAUCGUCAUCGGACCGGAAGAGUGAUUCGCGCGCACGAGAAUUUGAUCCAGAUCGACACUGUGGGGUGGUAACACCUGAUGGCAAACGACACUGCACUCGUCCCAUUACCUGCAAAUCACACUCACUUUCGCAACGACGAGCUGUGCCGGGUAGAAGUAAAACGUUGGACAAACUAAUAGCGGAAAUGCGCGGAUAUGGUAUGGCCACCGGUGCUACUUCUUCGACACACAAGGAUGAUACAGGACCGUCACCAGCCUUUCUAGAUGUGAUGGAAUCGAGUAGUAGCUCCUCUACAGGAUUCGACGUUAGUGGGCGUAACACUGUUUCGGGAGAGAACACUAACCGAUCUUCCACAUCGCAAAUGGGGAGCAUUGGACACGAUGCUGCGAUAGGUCGUGGACACGGUACGGCAGGUGAAAGUGGUAAAAGCUCGCAUCACUCAUCAAAGUUACCAUCAAGCGAGCGUUCGAAGCACAAAACGUCCUCCCGGUCGCACGGCUCAGCCAGCGGUUCGGCAAGUCAUGCACAAUCAAAGUCAUCUAAUGCUCAUCAUCGCCAGGUCUCGAUCAAGCAUGGACAAUCGCGUGACACACCAGCGCAGCAACCAACAACGCUUUCCACUGGAUUAACGCAACAACCGCUAGGACCACCGCAGCAUGCACAGCAAAUAAUUUCUGCCGAUAUGCUUGGAUCACAAUUUGCUAGUGAAGAAUCGAUCGCAACGAAUCCAGUGCUACCGGACCAUACUGCAAUCGUUAUGAACCCAAAUACGAAUCUCUUGAAGUUGUCUGUUUCUGGGCAGUUGCAUUCCGGAAGUGCCGUCGAUGGUAGCGAUGGUUCACAGCAGUACGGAACGACCAAUUUAAUGCAAACUGACGGGUUAACGGUUACCCUUCCACUAUCUGUGAUAUCCUCAAUGAAUCUGGCCGGCACAAACUUGGUCAACAUGACGCAUGGCACACCGGCGGGAGGCGACAUUGGUGCGACCGUUGCAGGACAAGUUGCUUCUAACGCCGUUUCCAAUGGGUCAAACGCUAUGCUGCCGCCCGGAGUCGUUGAUUGUGGUAGUACCGAGCAAACCGCGUUCAUUCCUGCCGAACUGAUCGAUCAGCUGCCGCUUGUGUCACCGAAUGGAAAUGAGUUGCACGAUCAUAGCGCUGCUUAUCGGUUGGCUACACAUGCGGCUACAGGUACCGCGCCUGGUCAGGCUUCGAAUGGGCUUACCGAUCUGACCAUACCGUCGUACAAUGAUCAGAUUAAUUACACACUGCAAACAUUCGCUCAAAAUCUCGUUCAAUCAGCCGACGCUGUACAGCAGCAACAGCACCUUCAACAGCGGCAACAGCUGUCCGGUGUUCAGCCACAAGCGACGGGUCAGGUCGAUUUGGUGGACAGUAUCGAUGAUAUAGUGCCGACUAUAAAUCUUCUCCCAACCGCUACCAAUCCACUGGUCAUACCACAGCUGCAGGGUGACCUGGCCGAUUCUAUCAUUCUGACACCAAAUCAGUUAUCUAGCCUUUCCUUAGUCGAGCAACACUUUAUCGACAACAUUUCGGGCCUGAAGGCAGUAUCCGAGAUAGAUCCGCUCACCGUGAACGGUCCAGUUGAUAUAUCUAAGUUGAUGCUGCUAAAGAAGGUAGAUGAAGAAUUCCUUAAGGAAAGACAGCUCCAGCAAAUGCAGCAACAACAGGCCUUUUCCCACACAGUAGGACCGCUUGAUGAGGCUCGUGGCGUUAAGAUGUGGUACAGUUCGCUACCAAAACCGCUACAUGUGAAUAAUUUCCAAUUGCGCCGUCUAGCCGGAGGAUAUGUGAUGAACCGCAAGUUGUUAAAUAUUCGACGCAAUCUUUUGCAUGAAACCGCUGGUCUGGACGGGAAACGGUUAGCGUCUCCCAGCGGCUCCUCGACAAGUUCGUUGCUGUCAUCCGGCACGCCUCAUUCACCGCUCGGUGCAAGUGGUACAAGAACGGGCACACUAAUCGGUGGUCGUACUGGGAGCGAUAUCCUGCUGGCUUCGUUGGCAUCCCCGACCGGUGCCGGUAAAGGGAAGGUAAACGAUGCGGUAAACAGCAUGAAUGGUGGUGCUGGUGGUUUAGGAAGCCCUACCGGAGCUAGUGGUGGCAUUAACGCAGCAAUCAAUCGAAACAGUUCCUCCCAUCGAGGUCAGCGGCGAUUAAUUCUAGCGCCCCAGCAGCACCAGGGGCGGUCGGAGAAGUUGUCCUGCCUGCUUAGCAACGCAUAUUUCAAGGGUCUUAUCUCUUCUAUACAGCAAACGAAAGAGAUACACCACCAGAACAAUGCUACAGUUAAGAGUGUGGAUGAUGCGGCCGGUGUUGGUAGCAUAUUGACUGCUGAGCGCGCAAUGCAUUCGAUGAAACGAAGUGCAUCAUCACUCACAACACUAUCGAACAAACGAAUGAAGAUCAUCAACAAUCUACAUAGUUCGACCGCACCUCCGUCGGUUCUGCUGCAGGGAAGUGGCGGUGGUAGCAGUGGAAAAAAUAAGUCGAAAGUAUUAUAA
Molecule: messenger RNA, 3807 nt
Organism: Anopheles marshallii
Lineage: Eukaryota; Metazoa; Arthropoda; Insecta; Diptera; Culicidae
Exons: 2
Coding region: 1-3807 (1268 amino acids)
Source: RefSeq, a predicted model, not a curated record